Taeniopygia guttata (zebra finch) is the source of this 2976-nucleotide messenger RNA. It is a transcript of the gene LDLR, whose product is annotated as low density lipoprotein receptor. Gene Ontology annotation, cellular component: apical plasma membrane; plasma membrane; signaling receptor complex. Gene Ontology annotation, biological process: receptor-mediated endocytosis. Gene Ontology annotation, molecular function: hormone binding; calcium ion binding; protein binding. The record is from RefSeq and is a predicted model, not a curated record. Lineage: Eukaryota; Metazoa; Chordata; Aves; Passeriformes; Estrildidae.
UUUUUGAACGCCCCGAGCUCCUCCCCCGCCCGUUAAAUGGGGCCCGGCGGGACCCGCGGCCACGGGAACGCGGGGAGGGAGCGGCACCGGCACCGGCACCGGGACCGGGAUCGGCACCGGGACCGGGAUCAGCACCGGGAUCAGCACCGGGAUCAGCACCGGCACCGACCGGCACCGUGACCGGCCGGUCCCGGGAUCCGCCCGAAGCUCCCGGAUCCCUCCAGCCCCGGCCCCGCUCCCGGUGAGCUCCGGGACACGAACCGCGCUUGGAAAACCGGGACAGAGCCCGGGACCAGCGGGAAGGAACCGGGAAAGUUCGGGAUGGGACCCGGCAGCACCGGGAGAGGAGCUGGAACGGCCGCGAGCGGCUCCGGGACCACCGGGAGGGGCUCCGGGACCACCGGGAUCCUCCUGCUCCUCCUGGGAGCGGCGGCGGCGGCGGCGACACCGACACCGAGCACAGCGCCCCCCUCGUGCCCCCCGGACCAUCUCUCCUGCGGGGACGGUUCGUGUCUGUCGCGACAUUUCGUCUGCGACGGCGAUCGCGACUGUGGCGACGGGCGGGACGAGGCGGGCUGCGCCCCUGCCCCGCCCUGCGCGCCGCCCGCGUUCCGCUGUCGCGACGGGAGCUGCAUCGCGGCCCUGUGGCGCUGCGACGGCGACCGCGACUGUCGCGACGGGGAGGACGAGGCGGAGGGGCUGUGCGGGCCCCCCCCGCCCCCCCGGCCCUGCCCCCCCCUGCAGUUCUCCUGCGGGUCCGGCGAGUGCCUCGCGCGGCGCUGGCGCUGCGACGGGACCCCCGAUUGUCGCGACAGCUCCGACGAGACGGACUGCGCCCCGCCCCCCCCGUGCCCCCCCGGGCAGCUCCUCUGUCGCGACAGGCGCUGCAUCCCCGCGGCGCGCGCCUGCGACGGGACUCCCGAUUGUCGCGAUGGGGACGACGAGGAGGCGUGUCCCGAUGCCUCGCCCUGCCCGCCCCCGCACCGCUUCCGCUGCCGCUCGGGGGAGUGUAUCGCGAUAGCGCAGGUCUGCGACGGGCGGCGCCACUGUCGCGACUGGUCCGACGAGCCCCUCAAGGAGUGCGGGGUGAACGAGUGCCUGGAGGGGUCCGGGGGCUGCUCCCACGGCUGUCGGGACCUGAGCGUCGGCUACGAAUGCGUCUGCCCGGCGGGGCUGGGGCUGGAGCCCAACAACCGCACCUGUAUGGGCCCCCCCGGGCCGCUGCUCGUGGCCGCGCGCCAUCAGCUGCUGCAGUUGGGCGGCGCCGCCCCGCGGCUCCUGCAGGGGGCGCUGAAACACGCGGGGCCGAUGGACGCCGACAUCCACCGGGGGGCGCUCUUCUGGGGGGACCCCGCCCAGGGCCGCAUCUACACGGCCCCUCUGGCCGGGGGUCCGGCGGUGCCGGUGCCGCUGUCGGUGCCCGGGGGGGCCCCGGCGGGGCUGGCGCUGGACUGGACCCACUCUCUGCUCUACUGGACCGAGCCCGGCCGGGGCCGCGUGGCCGUGGCCGACCCCCGGGACGGGCGGCAGCGCACCGUGCACCGGGACCCCCGGACACGGCCCUGGGCGCUGGUGGUGGACCCCCCGAGCGGGUUCCUGUACUGGUCGGACUGGGGGUCCCGGCCCCAGAUCACUCGGGGGGCUCAGGACGGGGCCCCCCCCGAGGCGCUGGUGACUGAGGGCGUGGAGCGGCCGCAGGGGCUGGCGCUGGACCCGCUCUCCCAGCGCCUGUUCUGGGCGGACGGGCGCCUCCAGACCGUGUCCAGCGUGGGGCUGGACGGCCGCGGCCGCCGGACGCUGCUCAGGGACCCCCCGAGCCUGCGGCAGCCCCUGGGGCUGGCCGUGAUCCAGGACUGGCUGCUCUGGACCGACCCCGCCCGGGGGUCUCUGGUGGCCUCACGGCUCCGGGGGGGCUCCGCGCCCGACCCCCCCCGGCUGCUGGCGCAGGAGCUGCUCAGCCCCGAGGCCGUGCUGGUGCUGCACCCCGACAGACAGCCCCCAGGGCAGAACCGCUGCCUCGGCUCCGGCUGUUCCUUCCUCUGCCUCCCCUCCCCCCCCCGUGGCCUUGGCUCCGCCCCCUUCACCUGCGCCUGCCCGGACGGGGAGCACCUGGCGGGGGAUGGGCGCACCUGCCGGACAGAGCCCAAUGGGACCGCGGAGCCGCAGAGCCGAAACCUCAGCGCUGAGGGGAACACCUCCAGUGCCACCGCAGGUGACCUCGGCCGGCCGGGCGGGGCCGGGGGGGCGGGGCCGCUGAUGACGUCACUGGGGGUCCUGCUGCCCCUCGGUCUGACCGUGGCCGUGGCCGCGGCCGCCCGGACGCUCUGGCGGGGAUGGCGCCGGCGCAGCUCCCACAGCAUCAGCUUCAGCAACGCCGCCUUCCGGAAGGUUCCGGACCCGCCGGGCGGGGCGGGGCCCGGGGACAGCCAGUGGCCGCUGACGGCAGAGGAGGAUGAGCCCUGAGGGGCUGGAGGAGCCGAGACCCACCUGGGCACACCUGGGCACACCUGGGCACACCUGGAUGAGCCUGGGAACGCCCACCUAUGGCAGCGGACCCACCUGGGCACACCUGGGCACACCUGGACGCAGCUGUAGGAACACCUGGACACACCUUGGCACAGCUGGAUGAGCCUGGGCACACCUGGAUGCAGCUGUAGGAACACCUGGGCACACCUGGGCACAGCUGAGCGCACCCAGAUGUGGCUGCAGACACACCUGGGCACACCUGGGCACAGCUGGAUGAGCCUGGGCACACCUGGAUGCAGCUGUAGGAACACCUGGACACAGCUGGGCACACCUGGGCACACCCGUCCCUGCUGCCCUCCCGUGCCCUCCCCUGUUCUCACCUGCCCAGGUGUCCCCACCGUCACCUCAGGGAAUUUUUGGGAAUUCAAAAACAAAAACAUUUUUAACCAAAAUUCUGUGAAUUUGGCCCAGCCUGGGCCCCCGUGACGUCAAUAAAUGUUUAUUUAUUAA